This is a messenger RNA of Spodoptera littoralis (African cotton leafworm), 540 nucleotides long. The record is from the annotation of a GenBank genome assembly. Lineage: Eukaryota; Metazoa; Arthropoda; Insecta; Lepidoptera; Noctuidae.
AUGGCUGACAAGAAAAAGGAAGGUGAACCAGAGGGGGAGGAGGAGUUCUCUGUCGAGAAAGUGCUAGACCGACGUGUACGAAAUGGAAAGGUUGAAUACUAUUUAAAAUGGAAAGGUUACAGUGAUGAGGACAAUACCUGGGAACCAGAAGAGAAUCUGGAUUGCCCAGAUCUCAUAUCAGCCUUUGAGGAAGCACGAAAGAAGAAGGAAGCUGAGGGUAAAACUGUCAAAGUAGAUAAAGAUGCAAAGAAGCGCAAAUCUGCUGUGCCGACUCCAGACUUAAAAGGUGCAAAGAAGGCUAAGAGUGAUGACAAAAAGGCGUCAGGUUUUGAUCGAGGUCUAGAGCCUGAAAAGAUUAUAGGUGCUACUGACAGCAGUGGAGAGCUGAUGUUCCUCAUGAAGUGGCAGGGUACAGAUGAGGCAGACUUAGUACCAGCAAAGCAGGCUAAUGUAAGGUGCCCUCAAGUGGUGAUUCAAUUCUACGAGGAGAGGCUCACGUGGCACACGCCGGCGCCCGAUGAAGCUGGUGCUGACGACUAG